Rotaria sp. Silwood1 is the source of this 6810-nucleotide messenger RNA. Lineage: Eukaryota; Metazoa; Rotifera; Eurotatoria; Philodinida; Philodinidae. The record is from the annotation of a GenBank genome assembly.
AUGAUUCUAGUGCUUGAAGCACCCUUUGUUGUUGAAGCACUCUUUGUUGUUGAAGCAUUCUUUGUAGUUGAAGCACCCUUUGUAGUUGAAGCACCCUUUGUUGUUGAAGCACUCUUUGUUGUUGAAGCAUUCUUUGUAGUUGAAGCACCCUUUGUUGUUGAAGCACUCUUUGUUGUUGAAGCACCCUUUGUUGUUGAAGCACUCUUUGUAGUUGAAGCACCCUUUGUAGUUGAAACACCCUUUGUUGUUGAAGCACUCUUUGUAGUUGAGGCAACCUUUGUGGUUGAAGUACCCUUUGUGCUUGAAGAAGCUGCAGUGCUAGUCAAAGUUAUGUCUAUCAUUCUUUCAAGUAAAAAUAAAGAUCAACUUCUCUUCGAGGGCUUUCGUUAUCGUCGUGACAGAUCGGUUUGGCAGUGUAUCAAAGACAAGUACAAAGGUCGUGCUCGAUUUGAUGAAAAUAUUUAUGAAGCAUAUAAAAAUCAUACAUGUCAAGCACCAAAUCCAGAAGAAAUUGAAAAAGCUGUAUAUAAUUAUGAAAUUCGAAAAAAAGCUGAAAAUCCUCAUGAUCCACCAUGUUUAAUAAUUCAAGAAGCAAGAUUAAAAUUAUCUUCAGACGCGGCUGCUGUUAUUUCACAAUAUUUAGCAUCACAACGUUCAGUUCAGCGUAUCCGAAAGGAUAAUGAUAUUCCAAAAGAACCUACUUCGUUUAGUGAAAUUGUUAUUCCACUUAAAUUUCAAUUAAGAACUUCAAAUCAACAAUUUUUACUAUAUGAUAACGAUGAUAAUCAAAAUCGAUUAUUAAUAUUUGCAAGUCGAGACCAACUGGAUCUUCUUAAUGGACGUGAAGUAUGGCAUUGCGAUGGUACCUUCGCGGUUGCACCAAAAUUAUUUGAGCAAACGUAUUCUAUUCAUGGCUUAAUUCGUGGAAAAACAUUACCGUUAAUAUAUUCUCUUUUACCAAAUAAAAAAGAAGAAACAUAUGAAACAUUAUUUCGAGUAGUACAACAGCAUGUUCAACGCGUGCCACGUUAUAUAACAAUAGAUUUCGAAAAAGGAGCAGAAAAUGCAUUUGCUAUUGUGUAUCCUCAAAUGUUUUUUCUUCGUUUUUUACGGGAACUUGGUCUGAAAAAAGAAUUUCUUGAAAAUAACAUUAGUCGUCGAACUAUGAAAAAUUUAGCAGCAUUAGCAUUUGUUCCUGAACAAGAUGUCAUUCGAACAUUUACUGAAAUUAAAGAAUCUGCUAAUGAAAUCUUAGACGGUAAAAACCUUUACCUUUAUGCAUACUUUCACUAUUUGAAAGCGUUGAACUUUUAGAUCUGAUUAUAUACUUUGAAGACAAUUAUAUCGGCAGAAAAAUGUCAAGAAAUCGUUGAAGUCCUCCUCGAUUUAAUAUCUCCAUGUGGAAUUGUUUUAGAAGAAUUAACCUCGAUUUACCCAGAACUAAUAACGGAGCAGAGGGCUGGCACAACGCUUUUCAUCUAAGAAUAUAUAAUUAUAUAUCUUUAAACUUAACUAUGGAACAACUUUUUGUAGAAUAUGAUUGGUGAUCAUCCAAGCUUUUUCGAAUUUCUCAAAGAUAUCAUUAGAGAAGAGAAAAAUACAAAUGUUGUUUCAACUCAAAUGCUCAUUUGUACAACUACACAAACUAAACGAAAAAAAUAUGAAAAGAUCAAUGAUCGCGUCAAAGAUAUGGCGAAAAAUUAUCUCGAUGGUUCACGCGAAGAUUAUUUGAAAAUAGCGAGAUCAGUAUAUAAUUUUUGAAGUUCUAACUCUAUUCACUUGCUGUGCGAUGUUAUUUGUGUAAUUUCUUUUUGUAUGUAUUUGUUCAAUAAAUUGAUACUCAUUGAAAAGCAUAUCUAUUAACUUGAAUAUAUGAAAACAAUUCGUCAGGUAAUAAUCAGUGAAAUAGUAUGAUGCGCGGAAAUGUCCAUGCGCGAACAUGUCGUUGCGCGAAAGUAUCGUCCGCGGUAACGUCGGCGCGGAAAUGUCGUGCGCGGAAAUCUCGUGUCACGGCAUUUUCGAACAUUUCACCCUGAGUGAAGCAUACGGUCGGGGGUGUGGGUGUGGGUGUGUGGAUGUGGUGGUGGGUGUGGGUGUUGUGGUGGGUAUGGAGUGUGUGAGUGUGGAUUUGGGUGUGGGGGUGUGGGUACGGGUGUGGGUGUGGAUGGGUGUGGGAUGGGUGUGGGUGUGUGGGUGUAGAUGUGAGUGUGGGUCCUGUUCUUCUAAACUCUAAAAAAAAUAGGUAUCCUAGAAAAUCCUUAGAGGGUUUCCGAAUUUGUUACUAUAGGAAACCCUUUAAGGCUUUCCGAAGAAGGGUUUCUGAGGUCUCGGAAACCCAUAAUGUCCAUCAUAUCGAAACCUCAAAUACUCAUUCGGAAACCCGAAAAAAAAGGUUUCCGAAUGAAAAAAAGCUGUAGCUAGCUACUCAGAAAAAAAGAUGUCAUACUGAACCUUUUAAGGUUCUAGAUUUGGCUACCAUUUUCCGAGCCAUUUAAGGUUUAAUCAAAAACUGGUUCUAGCUGGAACCUUUCCCUUUUUCUUCCAAAACUGGUUCUAGAGUAGUAAAAUGUAGUCCGCCACACUCAAUUACUCUAGUACUGGCGAGUACUGCUAUAACCAAUCGUUAAUUUCAUAUUUAACCCCUUAUUUCUACCUCUAAACCUUAAUUCCAUCCUUAACCCUUAAACCUAUCCUUAACCCUUAUUUCUAUCUUUAACUCUUAAACCUAUCCUUAAUCCUAAUCCCUAUCCUUAACCCUUAAAACUAUCCCUAACCCUUAUCUCUAUGUGUUAUAUUUACCUACAGGGUGUCCCAAAAGUCCCCAACAAAAGUUUUUGUAAAUAUCUCUUAUACAAUUUCAGCGAUUUAAUCGGUUUUUUUAUAACAUGAUAUCAUAUUCUUUUAAGUUUUAUUUUAGUAACAAAACCGUUAACAGAUACUAUUUUGAACUGUCACUUUUGACUUCAAUAUCCAAGUGUACCCACUUUCGAUUUCUAAACUAACAUUUUCGAAGGAAAUUUCCCGAGAUAUUUAUUCCGACCUGAAGCGUUGACCAAAUCGAGGGCUCACUCAGACUAGCUUCGGUAUAAAAUUUCAGAAGUUUUCGAUGUAGUUUUUCUGAGAUAUGAAUUUUUCAAAAUUUAGGCGUUUGUCCAUGUAACUUUUGCAAAAUUUGAAAAAUGCAUAUCUCAAAAAUACUAGAUCCAAAAGUUCUAAAAUUUUGGCCAGAAGCUAGUCUGAGUGAGACUUCGCGUUGGGCAAAGUUUCAGGUCAAAAUUCGAAACUAUAAUUGCCUUUUGAAAAUGGGGGUCAUCAGGGACAUAACCCACUAAAAAUUUCAUAUCCCAGCCAAAACUGCAUAAAAGCAUGAACCUUUUGGAGGUCGUUGUAGUAGAGUGGUCGUGUAGCAAAAGGAAAAAUAUGACCUCAAAAGUGUCUAAUCAUCAUAUGGGCUCAAAAGCUUUUCAUCAUCUCGGGUAUUCGUAUUUUAGAAAAAUCGAAAAUUGAUACAUUUUGAUAUUGAAGUCAAAAGUGACAGUUCAAAAUAGUAUCUGUUAACGAUUUUGUUAUUAAAAUAAAACUUAAAAGAAUAAGCUAUCAUGUUAUUAAAAAAACGAUUAAAUUGCGUGAAUGGUAUAAGAGAUAUUUACAAAAACUUUUGUUGGGGACUUUUGAGACACCCUGUAGAUUUGUUGUGAGCACAAUAAGAGCCAGCGCUUCGUUCUCUAUUCGCACAAAAAGGGCAUCGCCGUUACGUGUUGUUGAGAUGAUCCUAAACAAAAAGAAGAAGAGUAACUUAUAUUGUAAGAUUGAACUUACCACUGAAUUGAUUAUUUACAAAUUCCCAAAUAGAUAACAACAUUAACUCAUUUAAUCAUAUUGAACUUGCAUUUCAAUUGAUUAUUGCUACAUACUUAAAUAAAGAAAAUAUUGAAGUCAUUUAAUCAGAUUGCAAUUACCUUUCUAUCAAUAAUUGUGACAUAUCAAAAUAGGUAAUAGAAUAAUCACAUUUUAUAAGUUACCACUUAUUAUUGAAUUGCUUAUCGAGACACAUCUGCACAGGUUCAUGAAUCCAACAAUGGGAUCUGAUCGGAGCCGGCCAGAUCCCACAGCAUUCUGAUAUAAUCCCCUCGCAUCUUAUAAGGAUCCGAUAGGAAUACAUCGAAUGCCCGGGUUGAGUAAUCCGACUCGUAUCCCCAGGGUCGAAAUCGAUGGUGGCGGAUUCGGAUUUCUGGACCUCAAUAACCUAUUUCAAACUUUGAUCAAAAUUCAGAUCGGAGUUGAAAUAAAAAGUCUAACUUUGCAGCCGUCGAUUUUUUGAUGGGCCCAAUUUCUGACCAAUGGGAGCUCGGAUCGAAAAAAUGAUGACGGAUUCGGAUUCCUAGACCUCGGUAACCUAUUUCAGAUUUACAUUAGUUAAAUCAUGUUCAGAAAAUAUCGCAUCUUGGUUUUAGCUAGAACCAUUUUGGAAAAAUGAUUCAGCGUAAAAAAAAUGGUGCAAGACAGAACCCUUUCAAACACCCGGAACUAUGCAUGAUCUGAAAUGGUUCUUUAAAGUCGCUAGAACCCUCGAUGGUUUAUUAAUAAACGAAUAAAACCUUGAAAGGUUUAGUAUCUUCGGUAGAAGCAUUUUUGAGUCCAAAUGGUUCAGUAUGACGCCUUUUUUUCGAGAGUACGAAAUGUUUAAAUCAUCGGGAAUCCUUUAAAAUGUUCAAUGAAAGUUCAGACUCCUAUUUUAGUUGACUGUGACACCAUUUUCAAUUUAGGUAUUUUCGUAAACCCAUUUUGGAUUCUUAUAAUACCCUUUUGAAAUUGGGUUUUUUCGGAAACCAUUCAGGAAAUGAAAAGGUACUUUCGCAUACCCUUUCGGAUACUAACUCAGUUUUUCUUCUAAUAUGGGUUUUCGACAAUACCUUUCCAGUUUCCGAGACAACAUUUGGGUUUCCGACAGCAAGAAAAAGGUAUUCUAGAAUACUUUUAGAGUGUUCAAUUGGGGAGUGUAGGAAACCUCUAGGUUUCCGAACGUUGGGAAACCGAAAGGGUAUUUUUAGAAAAGCUUUCACUGUUCUGAAACCCUCUCGGAAACGGAUAAGGGUUUCCGAGUGGGUUUCCGAACCCCUUUCGUUUUUCUAGGAUACGGAAAUUUUUUAUAGUGUAUGAAUAACUAUUCUAUGACGACCCCAAUAAUGAAGAAUAGGGUGCACAGAAUGGUUAGGACUAUUCCAGAUAUAAUAAAUGCGGAAACUUCGGAUUUAAAUCCGAGCGUUAUGCGUACUUCAAAAAGUGAAUCAUACAAAUCAAUCAUCCUAGACUGCCUGAAUAUCAAAAUUAUACUGUGAAAUCUACCAUUUAAAAUGUUGAUUUCUAUUGCGCGUUGCCAAACCAAUAGGACAUGGGACCGAAUACAACUCAAGUUUGAACUCUUUCCCUUGAUUUACCCUAAGAAAGUCGUUUUUCCUAUAACUUCAUUUCUAUUGGUCACUGCACAACUAAUAGUAUUUCGAUGGAAGUGCAGUACACAUUGGAGUUCUCCAUAUCUGAAACCCUCGAAGUAUCAUCAGUGUGACCGGAAGAAAAAGCUCUAUUUGUGGAUCAAUUAGAUCGUGGACCAAAAUAUAACCCAGUUCUCUUUAAUCAUGCUUGUCUUAGGUAAGUCAACCUUCUUGUUUCUUUAUGUUUUAUAUAUCAUUUUGUAGUUCUUGAAAUUCUCUAUCGAAUGGUAUAUAAUAGUUGGGGUUUUAAUUGACUAUGAUAGGAAAAGUCUUUUACGAAAGUGGCGAUGGGUCCAUUUUUCCACAGAAAGCUGUAGGGAAAAAUGGGUAUCUUUGCAAUAACUCAGGAAUGGCUCGGCCGAUCCUUCUCAUCUUCGAACUCGACCGAGAUAUUGUCAAGACUAAGCUAUGUAGAAAGUUUCAUCGCAAUCUGACUCUGCUGUCAAAAGUUAUCAUGUAAACAGCCAACCGGACGGACGGACACACUGACUAUUCUGUAGUGUACUCACUUUUUGAGUACACAAAACUAUGAGUCGGUUCAAAACUAAUAUCAGAUUCAGAUUCAGCGUUAAAAACUGAGUCGAUUUAUGUAUUUUGUGAAUAAUUAUGAGCAAAAAAGUUUUUUUCGAAAAAUCCCCGUACCCCCCCUCAGGAAUGGUCUGGUUAAAAAUCACAAUUUUUUCGAUAACUUACACAUUUCUUAACGGAUCCUUCUCAUCUUCGAACUUGACCGAGAUAUUGUAAAGACUGAACUGUAUAGAAAAUUUCAUCGUGAUCGGACUCUCUUUUCGAAAGUUAUCGUGUAAACGGCUGGACGGCCGGCCGGUCAUACUGACCGAUUCUAGAGUGUACUCACUUUUUGAGUAUACAAAAAGAUUUUGAGAGCUCUCAUUGUGAUAUUCUUAACCAGCACCUCUCAAUCUACCACUACAUCUGAUUUUGACUCGUGAAAAAAAAAAAAAUUUUUUUUUUCGUGAUACCUGAGGGGGACCCCAGGCACAAAAAUGGUCAAUGUCGAUUUUCGGGGAAUAAAGUUGAAAAAAGUGAUCAGAGACGUUCCCGCUUUCCACAAGUCAGAAACGCUCACGCUCAUGAGCGCUCACAUGAGCGUGAGCGUGAGCGCUCAUACCGCUCACGGGAGCGUGAGCGUGAGCUGUACACCCCUAAAACCAUUACGUGCUGUUUUGUUUUACGAAAGAUCGAUGAGAAUUAAGCCUAUCAUCGAACAUGAAAGAAUAUACCUUGUGUAAUUUUGAUGUAUCCUUCGACUAUCUCGCAUGUUCACAUUUACUCUCAUUUGUAUAUAUACAUAUAUAUG